UACAGCAUGAACGUGUGAUUUUUGAAAAAAAAAAACUCUCACCUCUGCCUUGUUUUCCUCUUCAAGUAUUCCUAAAUCUAAAUGGAAUUAGUUGAGUCUGAGGCGGUUUGUGAAAGGAACAGACAUGGUACAUGGACGCAGCUUCCAUCACGUUGUUGCGGGUCUGCUCAUAUUUGGGUUGUCUGGGGCAACAAAAAAGGAGACAACUCCAGAGAAAAACAAUUCUGGAGUGAAGCCUGCAGGUCAGUGUGGAACGUGGGUGAAAGAACCAGAAGGAGGGAUCUUCACUUCCCCCAAUUACCCAAACAAAUACCCCCCAAACACAGAGUGUGUUUACAUCCUUGAAGCUCCCCCGAGGCAGUGUAUCGACCUGCACUUUGAGGAGAAUUAUUCAAUUGAGUCCUCAUGGGAAUGUAAAUUUGACAACAUCGAGGUCCGGGAUGGACCUUUUGCCUUCUCCAUGAUGCUUGGGCGUUACUGCGGCCAGCAAAGCCCCCCAGAUAUCAGGAGUAGCGGCCGAUAUCUGUUUAUAAAAUUUGUAACAGAUGGAGAACUGGAAGGGGUUGGAUUUUCAGCAAGUUACAACUUCACUGCAGAUCCAGACUUUGGAGACAUGGGAAUACCGCCACCUCUGCCUUCCUGUCAGUACGACAUGGUUGGUCCAGAAGGCAUCGUUGAGUCUCACCAGAUCAUAAGAGACGGGAAGGCUGGCGCUGCUGAAGCUGUCGACUGUAAAUGGUACAUCCGUGCGCCACCACGUUCCAAGAUUUACCUGCGUUUUCUGGACUAUGAGAUGGCAAAUUCCAACGAAUGCAAACGCAACUUUGUGGCGGUGUACGACGGUGGCAGUUCGGUGGAAGACCUGAAGAGCAAGUUCUGUUCCACGGUGGCCAACGACAUCAUGCUGGUCUCCACGCUGGGGGUUGUUCGCAUGUGGGCAGACGAGUUCAGCCGUAAAAGUCGAUUCCGGAUCCUCUUCACAACCUACCACGAACCUCCAUGUGACGCAGAUGCCUUCUUUUGUCACAGUAACAUGUGCAUAAACUACACGCUGGUGUGUAAUGGCAUGCAGAACUGUGUCUACCCCUGGGACGAGAACCAGUGCAAAGAAAAGAGGAACACAAACAUCCUGGACAACCUGAACUCCACAAACGGGACCAUAAUUGGGGUAACCUGUUGCAUCGUCUUCCUCCUCCUCCUCGUCUCCGUCAUUGUCCAGAUAAAGCAGCCGCGGAAGAAGUACAUCCUGCGGCGCGAGGACUUUGACCCCACCAUAUUUCAGGAGGUUUUCGAGCCCCCUCACUACGAGCUGUGUGCCCUGCGGAGCGCCGCCACGCCCACGGCGGCCUCGGCCGACCUGGUUGACCUGGCGGAAGAUUUUGAGAACUAUCACGCCCUUCGUCGUGCCUCCUCGCGCUGCGUCCACGACCAUCACUGUGGCUCCUCCUCCAACCUCGGCUCCGCGCACAUAUCCCAGCUGUCGCUCAGCGGGCGGGGAAGCCGAGGCAACCUGAGCGCCCGCGACGCCGCGGCCGCCACCCUACUCACGGACCUCCCGCAGCCGCCCAUGGCGGUGCGGCCUCUGCUGCCGGGCACCGGAAACCGCAGGAGCAUCUUGGUCAUGAAGCACAGCUACUCGCAAGAGGCGGCGGACAAUGGAUGUGACCUGGAUGACGACAUGGAAGAAGUUCCCACCACCAGCCACCGACUCUCGCGUCAUGAAAAGGCAGUACAGCGGUUCUGCCUCAUUGGCUCUUUGAGCAAACAUGAAUCAGAGUACAACACAACUAGGGUCUAAGAGACAAUCUCAAGAUACAUCAGACAGAUGCGUCAUUCCUCUGCAUCUUGCCAAGUCUGACAACAUCCGGAGCUAAGGUUUCUCUCCCGUGUGCAUCUUCAAAGAACUGUUGCCCUGAGUAACUUUACCAGAGUACAGUGUUGUGAUGAGAAAACUCUUUAAAAAAAAAAAAGAAAAAAAAAGUUUUCUUUGCUUUGGAUGAUAAAGGUGCAUUUCCCCGACCUGCGCUGCAGCACACCUGGCUGGAUUUGACGACCCUUGGAGCACCUGAUCAUUUCAGAUAGAGGACUUAAAGUUUGUUGAAGAAUACAGUACCUUUAAUGUAAAAAAUGUUAAUGGAGGAAAACAAAAAAGAAUCAGGUUUUUAAAUUCAUUUUUAUGUAGCGAUGAAAAUAUGAGGUUGAAUAUUUCAGCUGCUCAUUUAUAGUUUCUUUUUUUUAUAUUGAUGUCAUGUCUUUACAGUAGAGAAUCAGGUUGUUUUUAUAUCAAAAACAGUUGUCGAAAAGGCAACGUAGCAGGAUAUAUGAAAUAAAGUCAUGUUAAACUUCUUUUAUGGGUGCAUACAUGAUUCUAUUGCACUGUCAACUAAUAUUUCCUCAAUUUCACUUCUAUUGACACUUUUUUUUCUGUCUUAACACAGUUCAUUACAU
Messenger RNA from Cololabis saira (Pacific saury), 2448 nucleotides. RefSeq names its product neuropilin (NRP) and tolloid (TLL)-like 1, like (gene neto1l). The coding region runs from base 125 to 1798 and encodes 557 amino acids. Gene Ontology annotation, molecular function: protein binding. The record is from RefSeq and is a predicted model, not a curated record. The transcript has 12 exons. NCBI's taxonomy places the organism in Eukaryota, Metazoa, Chordata, Actinopteri, Beloniformes, Belonidae.